AUGUCCACCCAAUCCUCCCAAACAGUCUACCACUAUCUCGACAUCGGCCGUCUAGGCCGCGGCGAAGUCCUCAGACUCUUCCUCAAAGACUCCGGCAUCGAGUUCAGCGAAGUCCGCUACCCGUAUGAUGAAAACUGGCCGCAGGUUAGCAAGAAGCUGCAGGAGCAGGGGAUCACUCGAACUGGACUGGUGCCCGCGCUCGAGUAUAAGGGGAAGAUUCUGACGCAGCAUAUCCCCACCCUCCGCUACCUAUCCCGCGACCUUGGCCGCUACGAUGGCGAAACGAGCUGGGAGAAGUAUAUCGUUGAUGCGGUGGCGGAUGUUUAUAUUGAUUGGAGAAGCGAAUGGGUCUCCAAUUUCAUGCAACCCUCUGAGAAAUACAAGAACGAGUCCACAGCCAAGUACUACGAUGUUGUGGGGAAGUACUACGCCGAGACGGAGGGUCCGUAUCUUCUGGGGGAUAAGGUCACGUAUGCCGAUUUCGCUAUCUAUCAGAUUAUGGAUAAUGAUCGGAGGACGGGGACUAUUGUGGCAAAUCUUCCCGAGUCGCUUGUUAGGUUUACGGAGGCCUUUGAGAAGAGAGAGAAUAUUGCGGCGCUUAUCAAGGAGACGAAGUAG
Molecule: messenger RNA, 618 nt
Organism: Aspergillus luchuensis
Lineage: Eukaryota; Fungi; Ascomycota; Eurotiomycetes; Eurotiales; Aspergillaceae
Product: glutathione S-transferase
Exons: 5
Coding region: 1-618 (205 amino acids)
Biological process (GO): glutathione metabolic process
Molecular function (GO): glutathione transferase activity
Source: RefSeq, a predicted model, not a curated record